AUGUCUUUCGAUCUGAAAAUAGGGAACUAUAACUUCCUAAAGACCCUCGGAAUCGGCACCUUUGGGAAGGUCAAAUCUAAGCACUGCCUUACAGGGCAUGAAGUGGCGAUUAAGAUUAUGAACAAGAAGAAGAUCAAGUAGCAGAAUGUGUUUGAGAAAGUGAAAAGAGAGAUCAAGGUCCUCAGGUACUUCAAUCAUCCUCACAUCAUUAAACAUUUUGAGUUUAUUGAUACUCCAUCUGAUAUAUUCAUGGUGAUUGAGUACGCUGCAGGAGGAGAACUCUUUGAUUAUAUUUCAAGAAGAGAAAAAUAUCCCAUUAAGAUGCCUAGCAGGAUCCUAAAUAAUAUUGUGUAGUUAUCGGAAGCUGAAGCCAGGAACUUCUUUUGGCAAAUGUAUUCUGCUAUGUUCUAUGUGCAUGUAAGCAAAAUCGCUCACAGAGACCUUAAGCCUGAGAAUUUGUUACUUGACUCCACACAACGAAACUUAAAAUUAAUAGAUUUUGGACUUUCAAAUUCAAUGAAGGAUUCGUAAUCUCUCAAAACAGCCUGCGGCUCCCCUAACUAUGCUUCUCCAGAAAUAGUUAGCGGGCGUACUUACGGAGGGGUUGAGUCUGAUAUCUGGUCAAUGGGAGUAAUCUUGUAUGCAAUGGUAUGCGGGAGCCUCCCUUUUGACGAUGAAUCAGUGACUCAAUUGUUUAUUAAAAUCAAAGAAGGCAGAUACUCAAUGCCAAAUUUCAUUAGCGAUGAUCUCAAAGACCUGAUAAAUAAAAUGAUGCAGCCCAACCCCAUAAAGCGCUGCACUAUGCGAGAGAUACGAGACCAUUUAUGGUUCUAACAAGAGUCGGUCCCCUCCUAUUUACGAAUGUGGGAGUAAGAUUUGGAUUAAAAAUAGCACUAGGUUGAUUCAGCUAUAGUGGAUUAGUUAUUCAAGAUCCCAGGACUUGAACUUGAUGUUCUCAAGCCAGAUGAUGUAACCUAGCAAGUGAAAGAUAAAAAGAAUAACUCAAUCACAGGUAUAUAUGAACUACUUAACCAUGACAAAAUCAAGCAGCAAUGCGUUGAGCUGAAGGAGAUUCAAAAGCCAGCAUUUUUCAAAAGUAAAGCUAAGUUAGAGAAUCCAUCUGAAAACUCUCAGCGACUAGGAUAAAAACAGCAAGAGAGACUAGAUUAAAUCUUUAAGAGAUUCAAAUCUGGUCAGACUUCUGUCAGACGUCUUCAAAUUCAAAAUGAAUCCUUAAUUGAUAGUAGUGGAUAAAAGAUCAAACGACUAACAUAAAGAAUGGAUUCAAAUCUGUCAGCACAAACUCAUUUCACAGAUAGAGUAUCAGACUUAUCUCAGAAUCUAAGAGAUCUACAGAGAAGUUUAAAAGCCAUUUAACUGGAAUCUUAAUAAUUCUUUGGGGCACCUAAAUGGUCAUUUGGAAUAAAAAUCUCAGGCGAUUUACAAUCUAUCGUAAUGCUCGUCUGUGAGAAGCUCAAGGAAAUAGAUGUGGAAUGGGAAUUCAUCAAGAGAGAGAAAAAGUUCAAAUGCAAGACUAUCCUUAACGAUGACUUGUUUCACGACAUUCCCGACUACUUCAAGGAGGACCUACAGAGCCAGAAAACCUAUUUGAAAUUUUACCUGAGCAUUUAUAAAAAUCCACUAAAUGACAGCAGUCAAGGUGACUAUUUCCUCCUAGACCUGAACUACUUCAAGGGUUUACCCAGUGUAUUCUUGGACAUAAGUUAGACUUUUAUAACCCUCAUUAAGGGAGAAUGCGAGUAAACUACCGAAGACCUCUAUCAUUACGACAAAGCUUAUGUUGAACCUUCACCCUAGUACGAAGGUAAAGGAUUCAGAGUAAGCGAAAGAUACACUCUUGGAAAGUUCAGAAAGUGCACCUAUGACGCCGUGAACUACAUGAACCUAAUGACUAAUGAAUGA
This is a messenger RNA of Stylonychia lemnae, 1923 nucleotides long. The record is from the annotation of a GenBank genome assembly. NCBI's taxonomy places the organism in Eukaryota, Ciliophora, Spirotrichea, Sporadotrichida, Oxytrichidae.